AGCCUCUUUUGCAACUUUCCCAAGUUUGUGCAUGAGAGGGAGAGGAGGAAAACUCAGAAGGAAGUGGCUUAGCCUCAACAAACUCUUUUUUACUCCCAAAGCCUUUUUCCUCUGACCCGGCUGAGACUGCUGCUCUAAGAGGAGACCCCCGACUCAGAGAGAACCCCCGCCUGCCGUCAGAGGCUGAAAGGGCCCUGCAAGCUUUUCUCGGUUCCUGUCUAUUCCAGCAGCCCCAGAGGCUCUGAAGCCCCUCCAUGAAUCCUCGGAAGAAGGUGGACCUCAAGCUCAUCAUCAUCGGAGCCCUGGGUGUUGGAAAGACUUCCCUCCUCCACCGAUUCGUGCACAAGACAUUUUACGAGGACUAUCAGACCACACUGGGAGCCAGCAUCCUCUCCAAGAUUAUCAUACUGGAUGACACAACUUUGAAGCUACAGAUCUGGGACACAGGAGGACAGGAGCGAUUCCGCUCCAUGGUGUCUACAUUCUACAAAGGCUCUGAUGGCUGCGUCCUGGCUUUUGAUGUCACUGACGUGGAGACCUUUGAAGCCCUGGAAACCUGGAGGGGUGAUGUUCUAGCCAAAACCAUUCCAAUGGAGCAGUCCUACCCCAUGGUGGUGCUGGGGAACAAGAUCGAUCUGGCAGACCGGCAGGUGCCACAGGAGGUAGCCCAAGACUGGUGUAAAGAGAAGGAUAUUCCCUAUUUUGAAGUCAGUGCCAAGAAUGACAUCAAUGUGGUACAAGCCUUCGAGAUGCUGGCCAGUCGGGCUCUGUCAAGGGAAGGUCAUGUGCUCAUUCACACCAGCCCAGAGUAUUUGGAGAGGAAGACGUGAGAGGUGCUGCUAGAAUAAGGAGGGAGCCGCAGCCUGGGGUGGGAAGAGCUGGGCUCUGAAGCCGGUAUCGAAGCGUCUUAGAGAAUUACCUCACAGACUCCAUCAAGCUCUCACCAGAAGGCCAGUCCAAGAGCAGCUGCUGCUGACCUUCCAGACUCCCGCUCUGCACACCCAGGGACAGAGCAUGCGCAAGGCCUGGUCAUCCUGGGCCCCCAACAGCCCCACUGCCCGCCGAAGCUCAGAUGGCAGUCCAGGCUCUGCGGCCAGAGCCCUGAAUCCCUCACAUCUGCGCGGGACCCAGAACCAGAGGGCGGCCCUGCCUCAGGCUGAGUGUAGAGAGGCCGGGGCUGGGCCCUUGAGCCUGGAUGAAACCCCGGAUGCCACAGCCAAACCCCAGAGGAGUCACGAUUCCCUCGUGGACUCCAGCUUUCUUGCCACACGCCCUUCCCAGCCACACCCCUGCUCCAGAACGCACAUCUCUGCAGACAGGCCGCUCUCUCUGGAGUCCUGUUAUAUUCUCCUACGGACUGGCCUUCCUCAGCCCAACCACCACACCCCCCCAAGAGCCACAGCACAGCUUUGGACAAGGGUACAGCUCAGGCUCCCUCGUAACCGGGGCCAGGGAGUGAGGGUCUACCUCAACCCCUGGCAGCAGCUGUUCAGACCGGGGACACUCCCGUUUGUCCCCUCCAGAAUGCAGGACUGAGGGAGCGCAGGAAAAACCCACCGGGGACUGGUGCAUUUCUCCCUGCUGGUGCUCAGGCAACUCCCAUAACUCUCUUUGAGCUUCAGCUUAUUCAUCUGUCAAAUGGGAGUCACAUGUGCCCUGCCCACAUCAGUGUGGUUUUGAGGACCAGAACCUCUGCUUGAAUCUCAGUUGCUCUUGUUGAGAUACAUUUACUAUUCUUUCAACAAGUAUUUUUGAGUAUCUACUAUGUACAAUGCAUUGAGGUCCAGUGACAAAUGUAACCAACCUUGCUCUCCUGGAUCCGACAUUCUGGCGAGGGAGAGAGGCAGGAAACACAGAAUUUAAACAGGUAUUUUCAAAUAGCAGGUAAGUGCUUGAACAAAGUGAAACAAGGUAAUGGGAUAGAGAGGGACAGUUGGGUGCUGUUUCAGACGAAGUAGUCCAUGAAGGCUUCCCUGGGGAGGUGACAUUGGCUCAAAGGCUAGAGAAUGAGAAAGGGGCUGCCACCUGAACUUGACAAAGAACAUUCUGAGGAGAGGUUGCAUCAAGGACAAAGGCCCCAGAUCGAGGACAAACUUGUGUUCCAGGAACAGUGAAAAGAUUAAUUUAUCUGAGGACUCAAGAUUUUGGAUCAUCUUUACUGUCAUUAUUCUGAAUUAUUUUUCAGGUUUCACCCUCAACAACCAGGUACAGCAGACCAUCACCAUGCAGUAUGCAUGCAGCAAACUUGGCAUCGACUUUGACAGCUUCCUUGCUUGUAUGAUCCGCCUGGAGACCCUCUUCAAACUGUUCAGCCUUCUGGACAAGGACCAGAAUGGCAUUGUCCGGCUCUCUCUGGCAGAGUGGCUGUGCUGUGUGUUGGUCUGACCCAGGGUUCUGGACAUCAGUGACGCUCCCUGCCAGCCUGCCUGCCUCUUUUCUCCCUUUCUUUACAGUUUUGUGAACAUUUAUCCUCAGGGGAGCAUUCACUGGUUAUUCACCUCUUCCUUGCCAUUUGUUGUUCCCUGAGAUCCUGGCCUGUCCCACUGGAGCAGUCCCGGGAGCCCGAGAUCUCUUUCAGCAGCAUUUAAGCUGAUCCCAGAGCACAAUGGAGAGACAGAAAUUAAUUAAAGUUGUGAGCCAAAAUGGUUUCUGCCUUCCUCUAGUGAUAUGUAAUCUGGGGGGUGCCCUGGGGUGUUCCUGCUUUAGAAAAGAUGUUCUUGAGCAAUGAUGCAGCCCAAAGCUGCUGAAAGAUGGGAAAUGUGGGUGAAUUUCUUGGAGGAAAGGCCUGCUAUAGAUUAAACUGCCUCCGGGGACUGCCUUCAGGAAAGGAGCUGCUCCCGCCCUUCCGAGGAGGGCGCAGGGAGGGUCUGCUGGGGGGAGAGGCCUUUCUUCCUCACACGCAGACGGGAGAAAUUGCUAUACUGCAGGUCAGCAUGGGCUAAAGGAAAGGAAAGGAUAGGAAAAUUCUUGCUGAGGGGAAUUCUUACCUGACAAAUAGCUUGAGGGGAAAUGCAGUUCAGGUUAGUUUUGCUCAUGGCGGAACACAGCGAUCUUUGUUGUUGGUAAGAAAAUAGGUGCCAUAGCCUAGUGUCCUAAUGGGUAGUUGGAGACAGAGCUGACUCUCAUACGCAGAUGUUGGAAAUGAAGUGUACAGGAAGAUGAGUGUCUUAGUCAGUUUGGGCUGUCUGAGCAAAUACCAGAGACCAGGUGGCUUAUAAAAAACAGACACAUUUUCUCACAGUUCUGGAGGCUAGAAGUCCGAGAUCAGAGCAGCAUAGUUGGGUUCUGGAGAUCUCUCUCAGACUAUAGACUUCUCAUUGUGUCCUCACAGGGUGGAGAGCAGAGGGGAAGCAAGCUCUCUCAUGAUUCUUGGAAGAACGCUAAUCCCAUUCAUGAGGGGCCCACCCUCAUGACCUUAUCUAACCCUAAUUAGCCCCCCAGGUCCCACCUCCUGAUACUACCACGUUAGGGGGUGGGGUUUCAACGUAUGAAUUUGAAGGGGAUACAACCAUUCAGCCCAUAGCUGUGACCUACUGGAGAGAAAACACACAUUUAUGCCUUGGCCUCUCUAUUAGUCUGAUUAAGGAUUAAUUUUUGACCUCCAGAAGUAGAGCUGGAUGAAUGUUCCUUAUAGGAACAUGAUUUAUAAGUAUGGUAUAACAGCCAUCAGCUUUUUUUUUUUUGAAGUAUAGUUGAUUUACAAUAUUGUGUUAGUUUCAUGUGUAGAGCAAAGUGAUUUAGUUAUAUAUAUAUAUAUUUUUUCAGAUUAUUUUCCAUUAUAGGUUAUUACAAGAUAUUGAAUAUAGUUCCCUGUGCUAAACAGUAGGACCUUUUUGUUUAUCCAUUCUAUAUAUAAUAGUUUGCAUCUGCUAACUUCAAUCUCCCAAUCCAUCCCUCCCCCCUUCCUCACCCUUGGCAACCUCAAGUCUGUUCUCUAUGUCUGGGAGUCUGUAUCUGCUUUGUAAAUAGGUUCAUUUGUGUCAUAUUUUAGACUCCAAAUGUAAGUGAUAUCAUAUGGUAUUUGUCUUUCUCUUUCUGACUUACUUCACUCAGUAUGAUAAUCUCUGAUUGUAUCCAUGUGGCUGCAAAUGGCAUUAUUUUGUUCUUUUUAUGGCUGAGCAGUAUUCCAUUGUGUAUAUAUAUAUAUAUAUAUAUAUAUAAACCACAUCUUCUUUAUCCAUUCAUCUAUUGGUGGACACUUAGUUUGUUUCCAUGUCUUGGCUAUUGUAAACAGUGCUGCUAUGAACAUUGGGGUGCAUGGAUCUUUUUGAAUUAGUGUUUUCUUUUUUUUCCCUGGAUAUAUAUCCGGGAGUGGGGUUGCUGGAUCAUAUGGUGGCUCUAUUUUUAGUUUUUAAAGGAUCUUUCAUACUGUUUUCCAUAGUGGCUGCACCAAUUUACAUUCCCAGUGUAAAAAGAUUCCCUUUUCUCCACACCCUCUCUAGCAUUUAUUAUUUGUAGACUUUUUGUUGAUGGCCAUUCUGACUGAACACCAGUCAGCUUUAAUGCUGUCUUCAACUCUCCCAAGGCCCAGCGGGGGGAAGGGGUAGGCCCUUAACUGAAGGGGGCUGUGGGAGCUCUGGGAUCUCACCCCUCCGGGAGAGGCUCUGGGACGGCGCCCCUGCAGGGAAAGUUCAGUCAUUGGAGGGUGGAGAAGGAGCUAUAUUUGUUUGGCAGCCUGUGGGUCCCAGAAGUAAAGAGGUCCUUCCACAUGUAGUCAGAAGUAUGAGGGAGCUUUCAUCACCUGGGUCAUCAGCAGGACCCAGCAGGUGUAUGUCCAGCUGCCCUCAGGCUGCCUGGGGAUACCACCCAGCCUGCCCCUGUCGGCCCAGGUGGUGUUAGUCUGAUGCUCACUAGCCGGGUACAAGUCCCUGACCCACACCAUUGUUUAAAAAUAAAGUACUACAAAGCAGUUCUCCUUUACAUUUCGAAUAUAGCGUGGCUGCCUAAAUUGAAAGGACUGUGUUAUAAUCAGCUGGCAACAGGUAGUUUUAUUUUUCAGGCCUACAAGCUACUUCAGGGAAUAGUCUGGUAAGCAAAAAAACCAAACCAAACAAAAAAAAAAAACAAAAAACAGCUUAGUUACAAAAUGGAUUUGCUUUGGGGGUCCCAGUCUCAGGGAAGUGUUGUUCUGGGGACUUCUUACCAGUACAGCGUGUGAGGCCAGCUAAGGAUCUUAACACUGCAUAGUUUUCCUCUUAAACACCUGAGAGUUUGCAGUAUGCUCCUUUCUGCCCCCUGAAUUAAGGCAGCAGAGGUGCUGCUUUUUGGUGUGGCCUCUUCAUCGCCCCUCUAUGUGGCUGCAUCUCAGGCAAGAUCAGCCCCUGCUGGAUGGUGGCGCCUCGGCGCGGAUCCCCCAGGGAGGCUCCUGCGCUUCCCCGGCCGAGCCCUCCCCACGUUAUUGCGUUCACGUGUUUCACGUCUUCCCUGUUCCUGUGGACAGUCUGUGAAUGCAGAGUGUUCCUGAUUCCCCCAGAGCCUGGAACAGUGCCUGGCACAGAGCAGGUGCUCAAUGAACGAAACCCGUGUCCUUUCCUUUGCAAAUGAGGAGGUACUGUAGCAUUUGGGCCCCACUUUGUUUUCCCAGUAGAGAGGAUGGGUUUGCAGUGGUCCCUCACUGCAAUUCCCGGCAGCCCCAGAGGGGAAGUGCUGAUGUUUGGAUGCGUUACAGCCAGCCUCCGUGGGCGGGUGAAGGGCUGGAGCGGGGGAUGGCGAGAAGGAGAAGCUGUGUCCCCUGCGGGGUCCCCUGCUGAGCCGCUCCCUCCCCAGGCUCCUCCCCACCCCCAUGCCAGGAGCACAGGGAGUUAUUGCCUCCAGAGGGCCGCCUCCCGUGUCGGCGGGUCUUUGAUUCGUGCAGAGAGUCUGUGGCGGCUCUCGGGUUCCCCACUUUCCGGAAGGAGAGUGAAGCAGCUCGGCAGGAGGCUUGAGGCAGCGGUGGGGGUCAGGGUGAGCCUCCUUCUGUUCCUCGCCAUCCUCCCUCGCCUGCAGAGCCCCGCCACUUCUCUUAAAGGCCGAGCUUGUUUCCUCACUAGUCAACGUAAGGACACACACGCCACCAUGCCGCCCCCAGACUCAACUGAGACCUCCGGGAGCAUGGAACCUGACACCACGGCAGGAGGUGGUCAGGGGGUAUCGAAUAUUCUGGGUAAUUCCACACCAGCAAGGCCACCUCUAGCAAGUCCCCUUUCCCGUGAGAGCUUCGAGUCACGCAUUAUUAGCUUUCUGCUCACGUCACCGGCCCAAGCAGGGGUCUCGGUAGUUAUGCACAAUCGCAGAAGCAGCAUUGAGCAGGGCUGGGAGAAGCCGGUGGCCCUGCCACACGCAGCAGGGGUCUCUUCCCACCAAGGUCCCGACAGCACCGGGUCGCAUGGCAUCCUGUGCGUCCUGCCCGGGGCGCAGCUGGCGGAGGCCCCCGCCCUGCUCGGGGCUCCCCUCCGUUCCUCACCGCCUCCCUGAAGCCAGCCGCUCCUCCGGGCUGGGGCAGCGGGGCACAGUACAAAGUCCUGCAUCAGCUGUUCUCACUCUGCCACCUAGGCUGACUUCUUGCCUCUCACUCCAAGCCUCACGCUGCGCAGCCUCUCAGAUGCCCAGCAUCUUUUCAGCUUUCGAUGUUCCAGUUUCCCGCAGGCCCUGAUCCUGUCAUUGCUUCCUCUGUGGCUCCAGGACACGGCCAAACCCCACCCCCCAGCCCACGCUUCUCCGCUCUUCUUCCACGGGGGAUCCCAGCCCCCCGGUCGACAUCUCCCUUCAUACAUGAACCCUUCCCUUUGAUUGACGGGCUGGGUUGACCUCGAGAGUUCACGUAAUUGGACAGGGGACAACCAAGACACCCCCCCACCCUGACAACCUCUCUCUGCACUGCAGAACAGACAGUGUCAGGAAGGACCUAGUGCGGGGACACCUACCUGCCACCUUUGCCCUGCUCCUCAGCUCCAUGUUAUAGACAGGGUGACUGUGGAGCCCAUCUGUGUGAUACAGACAAGGAUGGAGAGAAGCGUCCUGAAUCCCACCUGCCUUCGAUCCUAUCUGACGCGUACCUGUCAUAUCUGAGCUGCAGUCUUUGGGAAGGAUAGCAGUAGUCACUUACUAGUGGCAGCUGUGUGGAGAAGGAGGGCCCAUCUUCUAGUGGGGGAGAGGGUGAUGAUUUGGAGUUUGCAAGCUGUAAAUACACAUGUUGACUCCUUACAAUUUUGGGAGGCCUGUGUCUGCUUCACCCGUUGAUUAAACAUAGGGCUUCAUGGGGGAUGGAAAUGAGGCAGGGGAUAUUGUCCCAGCCACUGAGUUAUGAAGGUCUUGUGAAGGCUGAUGGUCCUUCUCCCAGCUCCCUGCUGUACUCUGGAGCAGAGCCAGGGGUGCAGGCAUGUGGAGACCCAGCAAUUUACUGCCAUCUGCUGAAACUUGCUUUUUCUUUUUUCAUAUUUGUUAUAUCUACAUUCUUAUAUUUUAUAAAUUUAUUUCUAUUAAAAUGAUUUUAUGUAUUAUUUAUUUAUUGUUAUACAUUUAUAUGUUUAUGUACACAUUUACAUAUUUAUACAUUAUCAAUAUAUAAAUAUCAAGAUAUAUAAUAAUAAUAUAUAAAAUCAAUAUAUAUAUCAAUAAAUAUCAACAACAUAUAAAUAAAAGGACUGUAUACUGAAGUCCCAUGUAUUAUC
Balaenoptera acutorostrata (minke whale) is the source of this 7649-nucleotide messenger RNA. RefSeq names its product RAB7B, member RAS oncogene family (gene RAB7B). Gene Ontology annotation, molecular function: GTP binding; GTPase activity. The record is from RefSeq and is a predicted model, not a curated record. NCBI's taxonomy places the organism in Eukaryota, Metazoa, Chordata, Mammalia, Artiodactyla, Balaenopteridae. The coding region runs from base 255 to 830 and encodes 191 amino acids. Gene Ontology annotation, biological process: phagosome-lysosome fusion; endosome to lysosome transport. The transcript is spliced from 10 exons. Gene Ontology annotation, cellular component: lysosome; phagocytic vesicle; late endosome.